AUGGGUCAUAGGUUACUUAAAUUAGAACUUACCAUAUGUGCCGGUCUGCUGCUGAUCCUCGCGGCAGGAAUAGAAGGACGACAAAAGGAUCCUUCGUGGACAGGAUAUUACAGGGAUAAUGGAACUCACUAUCUGCUGUACGAAAAGCAAAAGGUCGCGCGACCAAACGUCCUACCUUUCAGAAACAUAUCCUCGAAUCCCUUCAUAAACGCCUUGGAAUCGCAGGACAAUUUGCCCACCAGGAUCGUCAACGGCUAUAGGAUCUCGUGCGAGGAAGCUCCGUUCCAGGGAUCCGUGCACUACGAUGGCUACUUCGUUUGCGGCUGUUCGAUCAUCAACAGUGUCUGGGUGCUCACUGCCCACCACUGCUAUUUCGGACCAGCCGAACACUACCAGGUGCGAGUGGGAACCGAUCAGCAAAGACGCUUUGGGCAGCUUCGUGAUGUGAGAAAGAUCGUGGCACUGAAAGAAUAUGAUGAAUACACCAUGCGACACGAUCUGGCCAUGAUGAAGCUGAAGUCGCCGCUCUUCUACAACCGCUGUGUGCAGCCCGUGAAACUGCCCUCACCCGAAAUAAAGAGAUUUCCCAGAAAAUUCGUGGUCAGUGGCUGGGGCAUUACGUCGGUAAAUGCCCAAAAUGCCCAGCGUUAUCUUCGCCGUGUGGGACUGGACUUUUUGAGCAGGGCAAAGUGCCAGAAAAUGUACAAGAAGGCCGGCUUGCAGAUUUACAAGGACAUGAUCUGCUGCAGCCGCUCGAAGAAGGACAGCUGCUCCGGCGACUCUGGCGGUCCGCUCACCAGCCACGGCAUCCUCUACGGAGUGGUGUCCUGGGGCGUUGGUUGCGCCAAUAGGAACUAUCCCGGUGUUUAUGUCAACUGCAAGCGAUACGUUGACUGGAUAAAAAGAUGCAUUAGAAAUUAUUAG
Molecule: messenger RNA, 924 nt
Organism: Drosophila elegans
Lineage: Eukaryota; Metazoa; Arthropoda; Insecta; Diptera; Drosophilidae
Product: trypsin II-P29
Exons: 1
Coding region: 1-924 (307 amino acids)
Biological process (GO): proteolysis
Molecular function (GO): serine-type endopeptidase activity
Source: RefSeq, a predicted model, not a curated record